Messenger RNA from Habropoda laboriosa, 3851 nucleotides. It is a transcript of the gene Chro, whose product is annotated as flocculation protein FLO11. Bases 115 to 3576 code for a protein of 1153 amino acids. Lineage: Eukaryota; Metazoa; Arthropoda; Insecta; Hymenoptera; Apidae. Gene Ontology annotation, cellular component: pericentric heterochromatin. The transcript has 10 exons. Gene Ontology annotation, biological process: chromatin organization; negative regulation of transcription by RNA polymerase II. Gene Ontology annotation, molecular function: chromatin binding. The record is from RefSeq and is a predicted model, not a curated record.
CAUCCCAUUUCGUGCGGCAACAGCAAUUAUCCAGAUCAAGGAAAUCUGAUUUUUCCACGGUUUAGCGGGCAAAGAAACAUAGUGGAUAGAGACUCAAAAACUUUAUUGAACAAAAUGGAGGGAGGCGAUGGCCCUUCGGCCAUCAGUAGUAAUCCUACUGCUAUUAAAGCUGCACAAGAAGAGAUGGGAAGGUUAGAUGUUCUUGUGUGUGGACAGUGCCAUUCAGUUUUUCAUUUUAUUGAAGAGUUUCAAGAGCAUCGUACAAAAGAAGGCGCUUGUACUCAAGUUUCACAUUUUCGUGAAAAUAGUAAUAACGAACAAAAAGCACAAGUGUGGGCUUUCCUUUUAUGGAAAGAUUCACAAAUUCACCAGGAAGGUUCAGAUAGGGAUUCAACAAAUUCAUGGAAACUAUAUCAAAAAUGGUGCAAAAUGGAUACGCACAUAAGAGAUUCCUGGAUUGCUGCUGGGAAAACUAUUCAAACUUUUACAAAAAUCAGUAAUGCAAAAAUGCAGGAUGUACCAAGGCAAAAUCAAAUAAGCACUAAUGCAGAAGGCAAACCAGUAGUUGUCCGUAAAGUUAUUAGGAACGGACAGCCAGAAGAUGCCGAUAGUAAAAGGGAUAGUAAAUCAGAAGCAAAGAAUCAAAAAAGUAAUGAAUCUUUUGACGAAGUAGAAAAGAAAGAAAAGCCAAAGUUAAAACCGUCGAUAAAACCCAAGGGUAAAUCUAGUAAAGCUGGUGACGAUGAUAGAGAUUCCAGCGAUGAAGAAUAUACCGUAGAAAAAAUAUUAGCAAAACGAUUUAAUCCCAAAAAGAGAUGUUCAGAAUACCUACUGAAAUGGGAAGGUUAUGGACACGAACAUAAUACAUGGGAGCCUGCUGAGCAUGUAGCCACAUGUAAACACUUAUUAGAAGAAUUUGAAAGAAACCUAGCUAAACAAAAAGAAUUAAAAGCAGCUCAGCAGCAGGGUAACGCAAAAGCAGCAGGACGAGGUCACCCUGCUCAUAAAACAGUUAUAAAAACAGAAGCAAAACCUGGACCAAGUACUGCAGCUCAAGUAGGGCGACCCAUGCGCUCAAGUAAAUCAAAAGCGAUGGAUCAAGUGAAGCAAUGGUGUGGUUCGAUGAAAGAUGAAGAUAAUGACCUAUUAGGGAAGAGGAGGAUGGAUUAUUCUGAGAGCGAUUCCGAAGACGGAGGUAGCAGCGCUGCGAAACGAGCGAAAGGCGACACAGGUAGUGACGAAGAUUGGACUGGAGAGUCCGAGGAGGAAAGAUUGUUGGGUCGAAGCGAUGUGAUUCAACGCGCAUUUAAUCGUGCCAAUGCUCAAUCGAAUGGCUCUAACAGAGCAAGUGGUUCGUCUACAGAUCUUGCAACUUCAUUGGGACUUCAAUCUCCCGAAGGAGCAAAAUCUAACCAACCACCGGUUUUAGUCGCGAACGCCAAAGGAGUCGUUAAAGUUGACCCGAAGCAAAUGCCAAAUUUAACGUCCGGCGUGUACGUAAUGUCACGGAAAGAUGGCAUCAUCAAGUUGGAUUCAUCCCCUAGCGGGAAAUUGGCCGUAAAAGGUUCGCCAACCACACAAGGUGUUUUGAUGGUUCAAAAUCGAGAUAAUACUAACGUAGUGAGGAAGCAAGUAAUAUCUGCAUCGCAGUCAAAUUCUGUAACGCCGGUAAAGGUGGUUUCUAAAAUGGAUGGAAGUCAAGUAGUAACCCAGAUGAAAGUAGUUUCUAAGCCUGUUACGAGUAAAGCAGGAGGUACACAGAAAACAGAGCCUAUAAAGAUCCAGCCGAAACCAGAUCCGACACAGUUACCGCAGAUACAUGUCGUGACCGCGGUGCCGGCUCCUAUAACUUUGCAGCCAAGAAUAAGUACAGGAAUACGUCCUGGACCUGUUACAGGCCAACGCAGUGCGGACGGUCGUCCUUUGUUACCGAGACCUCCACUGCGUGCGACAACACCAACUAGCGUACUCGGAAUCGGAUCAACAAUCCGCACACCUGUUAGGGCGCCAGCCCCAAGACAAGUUCAGUCCCAGCAAACACGUCAGGUGCUACAAAAACGUACAACGGCUGUAACUACGCAAAGUAACUCGGUGAGUCCUGGAAAUGUUACUCAGAUUAGACCGAAGUUUACGGUGCUUAGUUCACAGCCGAAGCAAGUGGUAAAGUCUGGAACUAGUCCAGUGCAACAGGCUAAACAAUCACCGAAAACAGCAGUUGGUAAGCCACAGUCAUUAUUAUCUCCGCAGCAAAAGUUAUUAAUGGCAAAAAGGAAAGCUCAAGAAGCAGCGGGUAUCAUUAAACCAGGUGGCCGUGGCCUCCUAGCAGGUGCUCGUGCUACCGUUGGACGAGGCAGAGGGAAAUUGGCUGAUACACCAUCAGCAUCCGCCCCGGGUAACAAACCAAAAGAGAGUAAAUUGGCGGAUGGUGAUGGUCUUCACAUGGAGUUCCAUGAAGUUGGCUCUGAAGAAAGUAGCAGCGAAGGUGAACCGGAACUUCCUCCUUCUGAGGCUGAUACUAUCGCCACCACGGAACCGGACAGUCCACCCAGGCCGUUCACAUUGUGUCCAUUGACAGGACGUAUCAUCGGACCGGAUGGUGAACCUGUGGAACAACCAGCCGAGCAGGAACCUGAGCCUGAAACUACCGGUACACCGUUGUCUACUGUCAAAACGACUACAACUACAUCCGAGAGUAUAGACGUCAAUGCUUCAAGUACCACCACAGAACUGGUUCUACCUUCCCUUGAUUCUCUUACAGAGGGUGGUGGAAUAAUGAGAGUCGAAAUGAGCCCCGGUGGAACAACAGGUACAAUCGUCCAGACCAGUGAGCCAGCGCAGAUCAACCUGACGAACGUCUCCGUUCCUGCUCCAGACCUUCCUUGCUUAGAUGACACAGCUCCUGCCGUGGCCACACCAUCCACAACAACGACAACAUCAUUAACAGAAGCAACACCUGCAAGUGACUCUUCUAUCGCAGCAGGACUGACAACAGCAACAGUUACCUCUACUAGCACAAUAGCAAUUACUUCUACCGACGGAGUCAAGGCUGAGGAGAAAAUACCGGAGGAGAGGAAAGUAGCUGAGGACACGUCGAAUUUGGUGACAAUCACGGGUGAGGACGGUGUAGUUUACCAAGUGGCAGGUCAAGCUGAGGAUGGCCAGACGUUAUUGGUAACGCGAGACGCUGACGGCGAACAACAAUGCGUGUACGUUACCACGGAGCAACAAGGAGACGAGGGAUCCGUGUUAACGUUGGACCAUGCUGUAGCGGAAGCAGUUGCUCAGCUGAUACCUGAUCAAGUGAACUUGGCCUCGCAGUUCUACGUGAAGGAAGGUGGAGCUGAACCUACUGAAAAUCCAAUGGUAAUGUCCAUUAUGGACAAUACGAACACAACAGAUGUGACCGAAGGACAGGAAGACGCCGAUGGUCAUGGACAAGUUGUAGCUCAAGUUGUACAAGCAGAAGAACCUACUCCAGGUGGUACUAGAAGAGUUGUCCUACUCUUACCUGACGGAAACCUGAUGAUGACCGAAGUGACGGAGGAACAAUACGCUGCGCUCGGACUUGGCAAGUGAAGAGACACUUAAACGUUGAUAUCACGCGGAAAGGAUAAAAAGAAACAAAAAACGAUCAUGCAUCGAACUACACAAUUUUACAACGUGAAGUUGUACGCUUAAGGGUGAUCGUGGGUUGUAUAUAUGUAAGAACGUUCACUUCGUACAAUUGCAAUGGAUGAUAAAUUAUUCACCAGUUUCUCCAGUUAAAGCAAAUACAAUGUGAAAAUGGAAUGAAAGAAAUACACGUACACAUGUAUACACGCGCAUACAUACACACAAACACACACGCACGC